Lolium perenne is the source of this 896-nucleotide messenger RNA. RefSeq lists its product as uncharacterized. The record is from RefSeq and is a predicted model, not a curated record. NCBI's taxonomy places the organism in Eukaryota, Viridiplantae, Streptophyta, Magnoliopsida, Poales, Poaceae.
GCCACACUCGGUGGCCCCUCUUCCUGUUGAAAAAGAAAAAAAACUCUGUUUGUGAGUCUGAAGCGAAGCGGUGGAAGGUAGGGGAGGGGAUCGGUCUGAUCUUGCGAGGAAGCCCUAGGUUCGCCAGAUUCCUUCCUCCAAUAUUUGCAAGACAUACACAGCCCGAGGAUCCGAAGAAAUCGAGAGCAGCCAUGGCCGCCGCGAUUCGACAUGCGGCGAGGAGGAUCAAUGUCCAGCGGGCUGUUGAGCCUCCAAGGCUUGUCAACACCGGCCCCGUCAACCCCAAGCCGCAUGGGCUCACGGCCGACCAGAAGAAGGAUGCCGCGAUUCGCAUGGCUCUGAUCGACAAUAAGACAGAGGAGCUCUACAAUCUGGUUGCUGGGUUCAACGCAAAGUACACUGUUAAGGGCAGCGUAGGCCAAAAGUACACCAACCUGAUGAAUCAACUCUCUGUACAGAUCCAACCUAGGCACGAUGACCCUGGCUGGCGCUCGUGCCGGCGAUCAGCCAUCGUUCAUGAUCGCUUCAAAACCGUGGGAGGGCUUUUCAUUGGCUAUGUGCUUGGAGAUGCCUUGUUUCACUGGUACCAUGACAGAGAUCUGUAAGAUGGCCAAGCUCUCAAGAAGCAUAGCGUCUUGCAUCACAAGAAUUCCUAAGUGUUUUUGGUGUAACAUGCUUUGCUUGACAGUCUAGACAGGUUAAUCAAGUGUCUACUGUUGAUACACCUUCCAAGGUGUAUUCUCGAAAAAAUCAAGUGCCUACUGAUCGCUCCAUGUUUUUUUUUUCUUCCCUCUUUGUCUCGUUGCGUUGCUACUCGUUGUGAUCAAACUAUAUGUAUUUAUAUGUUGCAGACUUGUCUUGAUGCUGCAAGAUCUAUUCAUUCUAGGUGUUGUUUA